AUGUCCACACGACCAGAUCAGCUGGUAACGCCAUCCGAAAAGCGGCGUCGUAUUGACCGCGUCGCUGCAGCAUGCGAUUUGUGUAGAAGGAGAAAAGUCAAGUGCGACGGUGAAUUACCAUGUGCAUACUGUGUACGCAAAGAGCGUGAAGCUACAUGUACAUUCAGCGGUUCAACUCCACUAAAUCAAGCUCACUCGGUGGUGGAAUCUCCAACUAUACGCGCUCAUACUGACAGCUCGUCUUUUCGUCGCAUCCUAUCCGCUGGCCAUACGCCGGAAAACCGAGAACACAAUGUUCGUGAAAACAACUCUCAAGGAUCACGAUACCAGCAUGAAGCCGCAGAAAUUACAACAUCACUCUCACCUACACUGAGUAGAGACGACCAACAGGGCGAUACCGCGGUCCCUCUGGAAGGCCGUAUACUUCGUGACGCACAAGGCAAACUAAUCUUCAUCGGCGAUUGCGCCCCACUGUCCUUUCUGCAAACGGUCAAACAUCUCAUCACAUCCGAAGUCGAUUCGGGAGUUUCGGUGCAGGCCGCGAGGGAUCCCAUUAUCGAAAUCACGCGUCCCCCAUUGGCCGGCCAACAACAAUGUCCACCCAUUGAGUUGCAACAUGUAGAUGCCCUAGUCCAAGAGUACAUUGCAGCCAGCAGUGGUCUCGUACAGUUAUUUCAACGCGAAGAUCUAUUACCAGAACUGAAAAACUGGGCGAGCAACCAGGCGUCUAGCCCAGACGAUGUCGCUGCCGCUGUCUUCUAUCUUGUGCUCGCUAUCGGUGCUCAAGACAAGUAUGAAGACAAGGCAGAGGCCUGGUUCAAACACGCGCUCAACAUACUUCUAAAGUUCAUGUGCAGUAAUAUGAACGUUUCUACCGUUCAGGGCUUCACAUUAGUAGCUAUUUUUAUGCUUCGCGCGUCGCAGCCAAAUGGUGCAUAUUUGUACUUUUCCUUGGCUGCACGUACUGCAUACGCAAUUGGCCUCCACAGAACCGAAGUCAACGCUUCUUUCGGCGAGAAUAUCAGAUCGGUACGCGACCGUAUUUGGAAGAGCUUGCGCGUCAUUGACCAACUCAUCAGCAAUGUCCUAGGUCGACCACCCUCCACAUCUGAUGUGGACUGCACUGUCAAAUACGCCAAUCCUGAAAACAUACGGUCUGAUACCAGUGCCAACAUACUGGAUGCGAGUGUGCAAAUCUUCAUGAUUGUCGAACGUGUCGUUGUCGAAGUGUACUCUCGCAAGCGGAUAUCUCUACGGAUCGCCGACUACGUCUCGAGGCAACUGAAAAACUGGGCGUCCAAAUGGCUCGGAAAUCUCUCAGAUAUUACAGCUCGACAACCAUCUCGUGAGGCAGUAGUUGGCGCCUGCUCCACUUUAUGCUCCUACUACUAUGGCAUAAUGCUAUUGACACGGCCAUUCCUUAUUUACGAACUUUACGAGUACAUGGGCGCCUCACUCAAGAAUGGAGGCACUCCUGCUGAUCAUCAAGAGAAGCGCAAAUAUGCGGAUGCUGCAAUUGACGCGGCUUCAGUAUUGAUUGAUACAUUAGAGGUUUUAAUAAAAGCAGAUCAAUUGCCACGCAGGAUGCCCUUGGUAGUAUCUUGGCUCUUCACUGCCACACUGGUUCUAGCUGUCGGUAUUCUCGGGAACUCUGGCCUUCUUUUAGAGGAAAGCUGUAAAGAUGCAAUUGCCUGCAUGGACUAUUUUGGUGCGGUUGAUCAUCAUGCUCGUCAAUACUCGCAUGCUGCUCAGUCCCUGCUCAAAAUUACAACUGCACACGCGAAGAAAAGGGAACUACACUUGCGCCGAAAGCGGAAGCAAGCUUCCUCUGAAUUGUUUGGUCUGUUACCAUCGGAGCAAACCCCUCGAGCCCAUCCAAUCGAAGGCCCUCAGCCACGACCGGAGCCCGGCUUGCCAUCCUCCACACAAGCUACUCUGCAAAACCCUCCUGCACAAGCUCCGCUUGACUGGACCAUCUAUGACGCCGACUUCUUUGCUCUACCGUGGCCUAGUGAGAAUGACCAAGGUCUACAGGAUUUCCUCCAACCAGGCACCUAUAAUCUGGACGGUGCGUCUGUGGCGGAUAUACCGCUCUUCCCUAUCCAUAAUCAACAGAUGGGCAACACCUUCUUCCCGUAG
Bipolaris zeicola 26-R-13 is the source of this 2139-nucleotide messenger RNA. RefSeq lists its product as uncharacterized. Bases 1 to 2139 code for a protein of 712 amino acids. Gene Ontology annotation, cellular component: nucleus. Gene Ontology annotation, biological process: positive regulation of transcription from RNA polymerase II promoter by galactose; DNA-templated transcription. The transcript has 4 exons. Gene Ontology annotation, molecular function: RNA polymerase II cis-regulatory region sequence-specific DNA binding; zinc ion binding; DNA-binding transcription factor activity, RNA polymerase II-specific. The record is from RefSeq and is a predicted model, not a curated record. NCBI's taxonomy places the organism in Eukaryota, Fungi, Ascomycota, Dothideomycetes, Pleosporales, Pleosporaceae.